AUGAGAGUAACUGCUGCUUUAUUGCAAAACACUGCUAAAAUGAUUGAUAAAUAUGCUCUCUAUGUCCCUAAAGAAGGUGUUUUCCCUCAAAAGUUUAAAGUGGCCUCUAUUGCCAGUGGUGUCAAAAAAAAUAAUGCUUUAGAUCUUGGUAUUAUUGUCAACACAAACAAAUCGCAUUUAUCUUCUGCUGCUGCUGUAUUCACCACAAACAAAUUCAAAGCUGCUCCUGUGUUAACUUCUAAACAAGUGUUUGAAGCCACUCGUGGAAAAGGUAUUAAUGCCAUUGUGGUAAAUUCUGGUUGUGCCAACUCUGUUACUGGAGAUAUUGGGUUGGCUGAUGCAAAUGAAAUGAUUAGUCUUGUAAACAAUCAUAUGGGUGGAACACCUAAUUCCACUUUAGUGAUGUCCACAGGUGUUAUUGGUCAAAGACUGCAAAUGAACAAGAUUACUGACGGUAUUAAUACAAUGUUCAAUGAGAAUAGAUUCAAUAAUGACUUCCAAUCUUGGUUAAAUAUUGCAAAAUCUAUUUGUACUACUGAUACUUUCCCAAAACUUGUUACUUCUAAAUUUACAUUACCUGAUGGUAAAGAAUACACUUUGACAGGUAUGACUAAAGGUGCUGGUAUGAUCUGUCCCAAUAUGGCUACUCUAUUAGGUUAUAUUGUCACUGAUUUACCAAUUGAAAGUAAAGCUUUGCAAAAAAUGUUAAAGUAUGCUACUGAUCGUUCCUUCAACUGUAUCUCUGUUGAUGGUGAUAUGAGUACAAAUGACACAAUCUGCAUGAUUGCCAAUGGUGCCGUUGAUACCGAAGAGAUUACUGAACAAUCUGAUGCCUAUCAAAAAGUCCAAGAACAAGUCACUGGAUUUGCACAGAAGUUGGCUCAAUUGGUGGUUCGUGAUGGUGAAGGUUCCACUAAAUUUGUCACUGUCAACGUUAGAAACUCUUUGACUUUUAAAGAUGCCAAGAUUAUCGCAGAGUCAAUCUCUAACUCAAUGUUGGUCAAAACUGCCUUAUAUGGUCAAGAUGCUAAUUGGGGUAGAAUCUUAUGUGCCAUCGGUUAUGCUAAAUUAGAUAAUCUUAAAUCUUUAGAUGAAAAUAAGAUUAAUGUUAGUUUUGUGGCCACUGAUAACUCCAAACCACGUGAAUUGAAACUUGUUGUCAAUGGUGUACCACAAUUAGAUAUAGAUGAAGCUAGAGCCUCUGAAUUAUUAGCUUUAAAUGAUUUAGAAAUUUUGGUUGAUCUUGGUACUGGCACUGAAUCUGCCCAAUUCUGGACAUGUGAUUUAUCUCAUGAAUACGUUACUAUUAAUGGUGAUUAUAGAACUUAA
Molecule: messenger RNA, 1329 nt
Organism: Arxiozyma heterogenica
Lineage: Eukaryota; Fungi; Ascomycota; Saccharomycetes; Saccharomycetales; Saccharomycetaceae
Gene: ARG7
Product: glutamate N-acetyltransferase
Exons: 1
Coding region: 1-1329 (442 amino acids)
Biological process (GO): L-ornithine biosynthetic process; L-arginine biosynthetic process
Cellular component (GO): mitochondrial matrix
Molecular function (GO): L-glutamate N-acetyltransferase activity, acting on acetyl-L-ornithine as donor; L-glutamate N-acetyltransferase activity, acting on acetyl-CoA as donor
Source: RefSeq, a predicted model, not a curated record